UUCUUGAUCAUUUCUUGACAAGAAGUCUGUGUGAAAAUGAAGUGGGUUGCAGUGUUUUGUUUGGUGUUCACAUUAGUGGCAUGCCAGGAUCUGCCAUUAGCGGAACAAUGUGACGAAGAGUUAUGUCAAUUGCCAGACUGUAGGUGUUCAUCUAUAAAUAUUCCUAGGGGCUUACAAGCAAGAGAUACCCCACAGUUUGUUCUUGUCACCUUCGACGAUAAUGUAAACAUAAUAAACAUAGAUACAUACAGAGAGGUCUUGUACAAUCGUCAAAAUUCGAACAGCUGCCCUGCUGGUGCUACUUUCUAUGUUAACCAUGAAUAUAAUAAUUACCAACUUGUCAAUGAACUGUAUAAUCAAGGCUUCGAGAUCGCCCUACAUUCUAUCACCCACCAGACUCCUCAGACUUACUGGCAAGAAGCUACACCUGAAAUUAUGGCCAGAGAGUUUGGGGACCAAAAAAUUCAAAUGGCACACUUCGCCAACAUUCCCUAUGAAAGUCUUAAAGGUGUACGCAUUCCCUUCCUCCAACUGGGCGGCAACUCCAGUUUUCAGGCAAUGAGUGAAUAUGGCUUAGAAUAUGACUGCACUUGGCCCACUAUUGCUUAUACCGAGCCUGGUCUAUGGCCAUAUACCUUGGACUAUGCGUCAACUCAAGAUUGUGUCAUAGCGCCAUGUCCUACUGCAUCCAUUCCUGGAGUAUGGGUGAUACCUAUGGUUAGCUGGAGAGAUUUAAACGGUACUCCUUGCUCGAUGGUUGAUAGUUGCCCUAUAGUACCUCCAUUCAGUGAUGAAGAUGCAUGGUACAGGUUCAUUGUGACGAACUUCGAGAGACAUUACUUGAACAACCGAGCUCCAUUCGGUUUCUACAUUCAUGAAUGGUAUCUCGCCGUUAAUCCAGCUGUAAAGAGAGCCUUAAUCAGGUUCUUAGAUCUUGUCAAUAAUCUCAAUGACGCUUUUAUGGUUAACAGUCAUGAAGUAAUCGAGUGGAUGAGGAAUCCUGUACCAGUGGAUGAAUACGUUCAACAACCAUGCAGGACUUUCACUCCAACUCUUUGCUCAGCAAAUAGUUGCGGGCCUUUGGCAUCUGAACAUAAUGAGGUUGACUAUUGGAUGCAAAUCUGCAACGUAUGCCCUCGUGUAUAUCCGUGGAUAAACAAUCAUCUCGGAAUUUAAAAAUGUAUCAAUUUUUAUGCUUGCUUUAAUUUAUAAUAAAAAUAUGUAUAAGUGCAUAAUUUCGUGAUUGAAAAAUUUGAAUUCGUUUUUAAAAUGGAAUCGACCAGUAUAUUCUAAGAGUCAAUAAGUUAACGAGAAAUUGUAUUAGCAUCUGUUCCAUGUUCUGUGACUUCUUGAAUACCGGUUGCAAUUUUUUUUUUAUUUGAUAUGUGAAUCAUAUUUGUUAAGUUUAAUAAAUAAGAACAUAAUA
Molecule: messenger RNA, 1426 nt
Organism: Galleria mellonella (greater wax moth)
Lineage: Eukaryota; Metazoa; Arthropoda; Insecta; Lepidoptera; Pyralidae
Product: chitin deacetylase 8-like
Exons: 6
Coding region: 37-1176 (379 amino acids)
Biological process (GO): carbohydrate metabolic process
Molecular function (GO): hydrolase activity, acting on carbon-nitrogen (but not peptide) bonds
Source: RefSeq, a predicted model, not a curated record